CCAUGAUACCACGUUCUGGACACAUCCAUGCGAAAGAAUGUCCCUGAUGAGCCCAUGUUCUGGAGUUUUUGUUGUUGUAUUUGCGGCGUUUUAUACCAUUGGGACUUAAAUGACAUUUUACAUUUAGACUCCACGUAGAAGCUAUACAGCAGGCUAAAAUCUAGGCCACUUCGUUUUUGAUGUAUUUCAACUGGACUUCUCAUUUUUUCUUUUUCCGGCUUAAGAGGGUGUGGUUUUUCAGAAAGUAAUUUCGUCAGUAUUUUGUGCCUCGGUAUUCUUCUCUCGAAACCAACAGGUUAUAGGCUACUACUGUGUUAACCUAUUGAAACAAUUUCACCAGCAUGUGAAACAGAGAGCAAUCUAAACUUGACUAGAAACAGUUACAUGGUGACUCUUCUGAAAGGCAUGACGGACAGUUCGCAGUCAAUCAGACGUCCAACCCAAAGUUUCCCGUAGCCAAGAUAAAUACCAUAUUUCUUCUCUGUCCUCUGCUGGUAACCACCGCCUACUUACUUGCCAUUGGACAACUCUUGUUCAUAUUGGACACACAUCUGUUGCAUUCCAGUAUAUGAGUGGAUGACAAGGCUGACACCGGUCGGGGAGGCGUGACGUCCGAUGACUGUCGGAGGGGCACAGGGACUGAGACAGUCGGACGAUCAUCACAUCUUGAAGGUGAAAGAACCUGCCGACUGUCCUGCGUCUCCAGGAGCCGUCUGGUGUAGUCUAAUAAAGUAGGUCUACAGCAGCAGCCUUGAAGAGGAAGAACCACAUGCAUUGUUGCCAGUCUCCUGAAGCUGCCCAGUCAGCAACAACAACAGUCCCCCCGUCAAACUAUCCCUCAUGGCAACGAUCGCUAUGGAGCGGAUUGGGCGUCUGUUCAUCAACCUCCAGCAGGUAAGGGCGUUGCCCCAGAUGCUGACAGAGGCCACCCCCUCCAUGCCAGGCACGCUACGGGACACUGAAGUUCCCGGAUUCUUCAGAGAGCGCUACAUCCACGCCGGCUACCGACCGCUCCACCAGGGCUGGAGGUACUACUUCCUGUCGCUGUUCCAGCGUCACAACGAGACCAUCAACGUGUGGACCCACCUGCUAGGGUCUCUUCUGGUUCUGGUCAAGUUCCUACAGCUAGCUGAGACGGUGGACUUCAUCGAUGACGCCCACGCCUGGCCCCUCCUCAUUCUCCUGCUGUCCUCCCUGGUCUACAUGGCCUGCAGCACUGUAGCCCACCUCCUGGCCGCCAAAUCGGAGUUCUACCACUACUGCUUCUUCUUCCUGGAUUAUGUAGGAGUGGCUCAGUAUCAGUACGGCAGCGCCGUGGCUCACUUCUACUAUGCUGUGGAACCAAACUACCACCAGUGGGUCUCCCCAGUCUUCAUGCCCACUGCCACCUUCCUCUGCUGCCUGUCCUGCCUGGGCUGCUGCUAUGGGAAGUAUCGCAACUACAGCCUGCGGGUCUGGGUCCGGAAGGUGGGCCAGGUGAUUCCCUCGGCUAUGGCCUAUGCCUGGGAUACUAGUCCGGUGUUCCACCGCCUCCUCCAGUCCCUCUGGACCACGUCGCACAGUGAUGACAUCGCUGCCCCCGCCAGUGGCAUAGUCGGCGACCCGGCUAUAUCCUUCCAUGGGAGCCAGGUAGCCUUCUUCCUGUCCAGUGCGUUCUUCUUCACCAACCCACUCCCAGAGCGUCUGUUCCCAGGCCACUGUGACUUCCUGGGGCAGGGCCACCAGCUGUUCCACGUCUUCCUGGUUAUCUGUACUCUCUGUCAGAUCCAGGCCUCUCACCUGGACUACCUGGGCCGACGGCCACUCUACACACAGCUACACGGAGAGGGAGCAUCCACUGUCUAUCUGGUGCAGUAUGGAGCCACGCUGGUGGCCUGUGUCUGCAUAGCAGUCUUCAUUGCAAGGAAAGCAAAACGGUUGCUUAACUGCAGAGACAAGUCCAAGUGAACUGGGUAGGUCACUGUGUAGGAGACUUACAAUCACUUCCCUGUGGGCAAAACUGGUUGAAAUGAGUUGACGUUAUUACAGCCAAAAACUUUUGCCCAGUUUUGCCCGCUGGGUUGGUACCGAAGUGUUCAAUGUGGCCUUGUUCGACUCGACACAAACUGCCUUCCUUAGCCUGCUCGAGUUUGCUUCUAUAAUAUAAUGUUUCUCUACAGCACCUGUGACCUUGACGAUGACAGAAGUAUUGUCUAAUCAUGUCUCAAUGCUUUUGUUACAUUUGUGCUAGUUUUGUUCCAUUAUGUUUUUUUUUUUUUUUUUU
Molecule: messenger RNA, 2263 nt
Organism: Oncorhynchus tshawytscha (Chinook salmon)
Lineage: Eukaryota; Metazoa; Chordata; Actinopteri; Salmoniformes; Salmonidae
Product: membrane progestin receptor alpha-B
Exons: 3
Coding region: 841-1947 (368 amino acids)
Biological process (GO): response to steroid hormone
Cellular component (GO): plasma membrane
Molecular function (GO): nuclear steroid receptor activity; steroid binding
Source: RefSeq, a predicted model, not a curated record